AUGGACGUGACUUUUGUGCUUGAGGGCGAGAAAACAUUCUCCAUUGAAGUGGGUUUCUACGACUCAUUCCAGGAAGUCAAAGAGAAGGUUGAGAAAUACAAGGGCAUUCCCGUUUCCAAGCAAGCGCUACUCUUCAAUGGUCAGCUUCUCCAAGAUCACGAUCAAAUCAUAGCAAGCGACAUCCACCAGGACUCCCCAAUUCAACUCCUUGUCGCCGCCGAUUCUGACAAUCUUCCCCCGUCACCAACGGUGACGCCAUUGACGCCGACACCUCCGUCGUCACCAAUGCUGCCGCCUCCGCUGUCGCCUACACCACCACCGCUGUCGCCUCUGUUGUCAGCAACAUCUCCGAUCCCGCUGGCUCCGCCGUCGCCAACAUCCUCGACGCUGCGGCCUCCGCAGUCUCCACCGAAACCUCCUUCGACCACAGUCACGUUCACGGUGAAAAACGGUGAAUACUCGAACGCAAAGCCUUUCUGCAUGGAAAUGGACCUGAUCGACACGGUUCAGGAGCUGAAGAACAGGAUUGCUAGAAUGAGGAAAUGCCGCAAAAUUAAAAGGAGCGAGAUGAUGCUGUGGUCUGAUUCAGGUGAGGAAUUGCUCGACCAUCAGUUGUUGCGAGAUUGUGGCAUUUCAAAAUUUUCAACCAUUUACGUGCGCAAAAAACAACUACCUGAACCAGAACCUACUUUCCCAAUGCUGGCGGCUCAUGUAAGCGGUGACGGAGCGAAGAUGUUGACGGUGAUGGUGUUGCCCAAGAACGGGACCGAGAAGAUACCCAUUCAGGUAAAUGCUAUUGAAAAUACGGUGGGAGAUUUGAGAGAUGUGUUGGAGAGGUAUUACAGGAAUGUUGUUCCCCCUAGUGGUGCUUAUUUUUUCACUUACAAGAACUGUGUCAUGAGCGAAACUCAUUCGUUUAAUUGGUACAGGGUUAGCGACGGUGACACCAUUCAAAUUGCCCAUGAAUACGUUGAAGAUGAUAAACAGAAGAAACCUAAACGAAAGACAUAA
Molecule: messenger RNA, 1011 nt
Organism: Abrus precatorius (Indian licorice)
Lineage: Eukaryota; Viridiplantae; Streptophyta; Magnoliopsida; Fabales; Fabaceae
Product: UV excision repair protein RAD23 homolog B-like
Exons: 1
Coding region: 1-1011 (336 amino acids)
Biological process (GO): proteasome-mediated ubiquitin-dependent protein catabolic process
Cellular component (GO): nucleoplasm; cytosol
Molecular function (GO): polyubiquitin modification-dependent protein binding; proteasome binding; ubiquitin binding
Source: RefSeq, a predicted model, not a curated record